This is a messenger RNA of Rhopilema esculentum, 5601 nucleotides long. The record is from RefSeq and is a predicted model, not a curated record. Lineage: Eukaryota; Metazoa; Cnidaria; Scyphozoa; Rhizostomeae; Rhizostomatidae.
AUGGUCGAAGAAUUCGAAAGACUGAAAGCGACACGAGGAGCACACAGAUCGGUUGUGACACGCCUCGAAAAGGAAGCAGAAGCCAUCAUUGUGAGCAAUGAAUGGAACAAAGAGCGCAAGGCACGGCUCGAAGUGAUCGGAAAAUUGUUAGAAAGCAAAACUGAGUUGUUGCAAACGUUGGAUAAUGAAAUCGUUGGAAAAAUAGACGUACAGGGAUUGGAAGCUGACAUUUUACAAUCAAAUGAAAUCGAACUUGGCAUAAAAUUCGUCGUUAGUAAAAUUAAGAGUUGCAUUUUAGAAAGAGAACCUUCAACCGUCAUUGAAAUUUCGCAGGAAAUUUAUCCCAGGCCUGAUGAGGAAGGAGAGGGAGAAACAGAGCCCGCAACGUCAGGGGCCGAAAGGCCUGAGCCGUUGCCCGCUUUUAGCUCCCCCUCCCGAUCUUUCAGGAACAUCGUAGCAAAGCCGAAAUUGCCAAAGCUAAACUUACAGCGUUUUAAUGGAGAUAUCGUCAAAUUCACAAGUUUUUGGGAGUCAUUCGAGAGCACAGUACAUCAAAAUGAGGAUCUGGCGAACAUAGACAAGUUCAACUAUUUGAACUCACUUUUAGAAGGGCCAGCGGCUAGAGCCAUUCAAGGGCUCCCAGUCACUGAGGCAAAUUAUGAAUCGGCCGUAAAGUUGCUUCAAGAAAGGUUUGGCAAUAAGCAGAAAAUAAUUAGUUCGCACAUGGAAGAAUUACUUAAACUACAAACGUGUUCGACAGACAGGGCUAAUCAACUUCGUACCAUCUAUGAUCGCAUCAACGUUCACGUAAGAAGUCUCGAGGCAUUAGGAAUCACAUCAGAGCACUAUGGGAGUCUCCUCAUUCCUAUUAUCAUGUCGAGAAUACCUGCUGAGAUAAGUUUGCAGAUCGCAAGACAAGUGUCAAAGGACGUUUGGUCAAUACGUGAAGUGAUGGAAGUUAUCAAACAGGAAGUUGAUGCGCGUGAAAUGAGCGAAAAUAUAAAUGUCAAGGAUCAAAGGACACCACCUGUGCAGAAAACAAGGCCACCUUUUCAAGGAACUGCGUCAUCCUUUCAUGUCAAAGGUCAAAAUCCGAUACAGUGCGUGUUUUGUGAAGGAAAACAUUACACUGCUGAGUGCACAAUUGUCACCGACUUGAAAGUUCGAAAGGAACGAUUGUACAAGUCAGGACGUUGCUUCAUUUGCUUAAGCACGAGACACUUGGCGAGAAAUUGUGACAGAAAACGAAGCUGCAGAAAUUGCGGAGGAUCCCAUCACCAGUCGAUUUGCGAUGGAGGAAAAGGAGCAAGAAAGGACCGAAGAAACAGUGAUAUACCUGAGAACCAUGACACAAGAACAGUGACUGCCACAACACAAGGAAAUGUUAAAUCGAACGUUUUGCUGCAAAUGGCACGAACGAACGCUUAUGUGGAGCCUAGAAACCAGGUACCAGUUAGAAUAUUGUUAGACUUAGGUAGUCAGCGCAGUUACAUUACCAAUGAGUUGAAGGAUAAGCUAGGGUUAACGCCUAUUUCUACAGAGGUAUUAAGUCUCAAUACGUUUGGGACUAAUAGUUAUCAGAAGCAUAAGUGUGACCUAGUUAAGUUCAAGUUAGAAACACAAGAUAAACCUGUAGAAAUAACAGCCUUAAGCCAUCCUACCAUUUGCUCUCCAUGUGCAUCUCCCAUUAACGUUGAUUGUUAUCCACAUUUACAAGGGUUAUAUCUUGCGGACAAUAAGUCAUUCAAUAACGUCAGUGAUUGUGUAUCGAUAUUAAUUGGAGCCGAUUAUUAUCAUAGUGUUGUGAAGGGUGAAGUUAUCAAGGGGGAUUCGGGUCCGGUAGCCGUUAGCAGUGAAUUUGGGUGGCUUUUAUCUGGACCCAUAACUUCACCAGGGGACUCCAACCCUAGCGGAAGUUUAAAUAGCAUUACAAAUCUCGUAAUUGCAGGUGAUGAUCAUUUUAGUUCUCCUAAUGAGGAGAUUAUCGAAUCGUUUAAAGAAAUUUGGGGGUGCGGCAUUGAUAAACCCGUCGUUAGACAUGAACCGUCAUUCGAAGAGUCUUGCAACAUUAAAAAUAACGGAGAGCGUUAUGAGGUAAAUCUGCCUUGGAGACAUGACAUCGUUGAGCCUGUUUUCGAUAGUAAAUAUACGUUAUGCCUUAAUCGUUUGGUUGCUUCACAGGAACGUUUUAAAAGGGAUCCAGAACUUUUUCGCAAGUACAAUGAAAUCUUUCAAGAGCAGCUUAACAACGGUAUUAUAGAAAGGGUCCCAGCUGAGCUAGAAAACAAGGAAGAUGUAGAAUUUUUACCACAUCACGGAGUAGUUCGGGCAGACCGUGAGACUACUAAGCUUAGAAUAGUUUACGAUGGUAGUGCAAAAUCAUCAUCAAAUCAUUUAUCACUAAAUGAACGUCUCAUGAACGGGCCUAAUUAUCUUCCUUAUUUGUUGGAUGUAUUACUUCGAUUUAGGUGUCAUUCAUAUGCUCUUACAGCAGACAUAGAAAAGGCCUUCUUACAAGUGGAAAUUAGAGAAAGUGAUCGUGAUAAAUUGCGUUUUUUAUGGUUUAGUGACAUUGAGUCAGAUAAACCGUCCGUAAUCCAGUUUCGAUUUUGUCGUCUUCCAUUUGGGUUACGCCCUUCUCCAAGCAUCCUUGGCGCUACAAUAAGGAAACAUUUGGAAGGGUACGUUGCACGUUUUCCAAAAACUGUAGAAGUUUUAGGCCGUUUGUUUGUGGACGAUUUAUCGUGCAGUACCAAAACAUCGGACAGCGCCUUGGAUAUUGCUCGCACGUCUAAAACAAUAUUGGCUGAAGGGGCUUUUAAUUUGCGGAAAUUUAAUUCUAACUCAGCAGAAUUGCGAAAACAACUAACAGUUGAGUUAGAAUGUGAGAGUAAUUCCAAAUCCAAGACGACAAUGGGCAAAGAAAUAGAACAGAAUGAAACUCAAUUACAAGAGGAAGAUUCUUCGUUUGCCAACACAAUGGUAGGUAUUCAUACUACUAAUAAGAUUUUAGGCAUAAAUUGGGACAAUGAUUCUGACGAAUUGUAUUUCCAGUUUAAUGAUGUUAUUUCUUACGGAAAAAGUUUGCCUGUAACAAAACGUUCACUUUUGAAGUUAUGUGCAAAAUUGUUUGAUCCAUUAGGUGCACUUAGUCCAUUCAUCGUGCGAAUGAAGGUAGCCUUUCAAACACUUUGUUUAGAAGGAAUAAACUGGGAUGAAGGUUUGCAGGGGGGUGCACGUUUUCAGUUUUAUUCCUUCCUAAGGGAGCUAGAAAGCCUAUCCUCAGUUCGUAUUCCCAGGUGUUAUUUUAACAAGACAGAAAUAAGUAAUAUAGAAUUACAUGGAUUUUCUGAUGCUAGCGAACAGGCUUACGGUUGUGUAAUUUAUAUCAGGAUAGAGUAUGAAGACGGUACUCUGGUAACUCGUUUUGUAACAUCUAAGGCAAAGGUAGCACCCUUGUCACGUCAAACAAUUCCAAGGCUGGAAUUAAUGGGUGCUCAUUUAUUAGCUCAACACAUUAGUAACGUGAAGGAAGUCCUUUCAGAGGAGUUGGGUAUGAACUCCUUCACUACAACAUUAUGGGUGGAUUCGUACACGGUUUUGUGCUGGAUUUGUAACGAUAAACCGUGGAAACAAUUCGUAAGAAAUAGGGUACAACAAAUAAAUCGUUUAACUGAUAAGAGUCAAUGGCGUCAUUGUCCAGGAGUCCAAAAUCCGGCUGAUUUACCCUCCCGGGGGUUGGGCGGGAAGGACCUUGCCCAGAAUCGUCUUUGGUGGGAGGGACCAGAAUUUUUAAAAUUACCCGCUAGUGAAUGGCCAGAUAAUAUGGUAAACAAUUGCAGUGAAGAAUACGAAGCGUAUCGUGAAGUCGUAAAAAACCCACCAGAAGUAACCUACACGCUUGCAGUCAAAGGGUCGAAUAAUGAUAUACACGUCGGAAAGGUUCUAGAAAUGAAUCGAUUCAGUAAUAAAGCUAGACUUUUGAGAGUAGUUGCAUAUGUCUUAAGAUUCAUUUCGAAUAUUCGUAAAUCAAUCAAGGGACUUGAAAAUUCUACGGAUGAGCUUACGGUUGAAGAAAAAAUUGAGGCAGAAAAAUUAGUUAUUCGUUCCGUUCAAGAGGAGGUAUUUGUUGAUGAAAUAUCGUAUCUUAAGCAUGCUCCAGCCAGAAAACAGGUUAGGCCUCCUACUCUUGUGUCCCAAUUCAAUCUAUUUAUAGAUAAAGAUGGUAUAGUAAGAGCUAAAUCGCGUUUAAAACAUGCCUCAUUAUCGUUGGACACUGUACAACCAAUUUUAUUACCUACUAGACACUGGUAUUCUACCUUAAUCGUAAAGGAGUAUCACGAGAAGGUCUUUCACAAUGGGGUGAGAGAAACAUUAUGUGCUUUAAGGAGUAGGUAUUGGAUACUCCGGGGGAGAGAGGUCGUUAAGCGUUUACUUAAAACAUGUAUCCUCUGUAGAAGGCUUGAAGGCCUUCCGUACAGUACUAUUCCGUGUUUAGAUCUCCCUAAGUAUAGAGUCGAUGAUGGUCCACCGUUUUCAAACAUAGGCUUAGAUUUUGCUGGGCCGUUAUACGUGUCGCAAAAUAAGUCUAAGCAACAGUCAAAAAUGUACAUUUGCUUGUUUACAUGCUUGUCCACCAGAGCAGUACAUCUUGAAUUAGUGGAGAGCCUAGAUGUUGAUACGUUUUUUAAGGCAUUCAGACGUUUUAGUGCCAGGAGAGGCUUGCCUAGAAGGAUACUAUCUGACAAUGCUAAGACAUUUCAAGCAGCCUCGAAGGAAGUUAAGAAAAUUCUUCUUUCUAAGGUUGUACGAGCUCAGCUUGCAGGGAAGGGCGUUGUUUGGCAGUUUAUCGCCCAAAGAGCCGCGUUCUGGGGAGGUGUAUGGGAAAGGAUGGUGAGGUCCGUCAAGCGUUGUCUUAGGAAAAUAAUAGGCAGAGCCUCACUUACAUUCGACGAAAUUAGUACUAAUUUGGUAGAGGUUGAAUCGGUAAUCAACUCAAGGCCUAUCACAUAUGUGUACGACGAUACCGAUGGUAUAUCAUAUGCGUUAACUCCGUCACACCUUAUUUAUGGUCGACGUAUUUUAGAUGAUCCUAAUGACAGUUUGUUCGAAAUUGUAAGUACACAAGAAUCUUUAACUCGGAGAGCAAAAUAUCACCGAAAAAUACUUAAUGAUUUUUCAAGGCGUUGGAAGGAGGAAUAUUUGUCGAGUUUGCGUGAAAUCGUUAGUUCUAAGAAGUUAGACGUAAAGCCACAAGUCUCUGUAGGUGAUAUUGUUGUCUUAUAUGAUGAGCAGUCGAAGCGUAAUUUUUGGAAAAUCUGUAAGGUAGAAGACCUCAUAAUCGGUAAUGAUAAGAAUGUCCGUGCUGCCAAGGUCAAGGUCCCAAAUAAGAAGGGUACAUCUAUUUUAACCAGGUCGUUAAAACAUCUUAUCCCGCUAGAAGUUCAACUUAGUGAAUGUAGUUCAGAAAAUAAAACUGAUAGUACUAGGUUAGAAACUGUACCAGACAAAGACCAAGCAGAGAUUAGUGUAUCUAGUAGAAAGGCAAAAAGAAACGCUGCUAUAAUCGGAGAAAUUAGAAGAAGAGACGAUUGUUAUUAA